AUGAAUGGUGUCGCUCUUCAUUUCGGGAACAGAUUGCAUAUGUUUUUGAACAUAUUGUUAAAGAAGCAGGAAAGAAUUGGCGCUUUGAAAAAAAGCGAAAUCUCUGCUGCGUGCACCAAAGUAAAAAUGAACAUCUCUUUGAGGAACAUCACUGAAUUACCAGCGCAUCUUUUUAACUCACAAGAAGUCGGCAUCCUUCGACAGUUUUUUGAUUGCUACCCUUCUGACACUCACUUCAAGAAGAAUUCUAUUUAUUAUGAUUGUAAAGUGGACCCAUCGAAGCAUUUGAAGGCAUUUUAUUAUCUAACGCGAUGUUCUGAAUCUCUCUACAAUAAGUCGUUCAACUGCUUUCCUCUGAGAAGAACAUUCAUACCUAGUUAUAUGACUAUAGACACAUAUAUCGUAAACACUCAAAUUUUAAGAAACUUUAUCAUUAGCCAUUUAGACAAAGAACCUCAAGGAGGCAAUAGACAAAUGAAGUUUAGAGGUACUAUUCACACAGAUGGUGUUGUCGUAUCCAUUUUGAAGCAGACCUAUGACAGUAAGAAGAAAGGUUCUGGAGGCGGCAUGCGAAAUGAUAAGAAGAUAGAAGAAGACAUUGCUUACAUAGAAAGUCUAACUUACAAAAAUAAUUGUGUUUUGAUUGACCCCGGACGGCGUGAUAUGUUGUUCUGUAUGCACGAAAGCAGUACCGUUGAAAAGAAAAGAGCUUACCGCAAUACGAGAAAUCAAAGGAACAUUGAAACAAAAACAAGAAAGUUCAUGAAACUUUGUGAAAGACUGAAACCAGAGGCCGUAAGCAAUGCAGAAGCAAUUCUUUCACGUUUAAAGUCACCCACAGUCAUAAAAGAUCAAUACGUAGAAUAUAUAAGACAGAAAGCUACCGUGACUCAAGUUCUUCAGGAAUACUACUCGAAUGAAGACUUGCCUUUAGAAGAACCUAAUACUAAUAUGUUACCAUUUCGAAAGCUAAAACUAUCAAGCUACAUCAAUCGACAGCAAUCUGACAAACGUCUUUGCAAGAAUAUCAGAAAACAUUUUGGCAACAAUGCUGUUAUUGUUAUUGGUAACUGGUCUGCGGGAAAUGUCAAGUUCCAUGAACCGAUUAGAGGAGUUGGUAUGAGAAGGAUGCUUCAAAAAGAAGGUUUUCUAGUACACCUGAUUGAUGAAUUCAGAACAUCCAGUAUAUGCCCGGUAUGUAAAGGUGAUUUAGAAACUUUCAAAGAAGUCGUGAAUCCAAGACCCUUUAGAAGGGAAAAAUAUCCAACCUUUAUCGAUGACAUUUGUAUGUCAUCUAGGUGUAAAAAUGUACAAUGCUUGAAAGAAGGUCGUCGUCUUUGGAACAGGGACUUACUCGCCACCCUUAACUUUUGUGAGAUUCUCUUUAGUUUACGUAACCACGGUGCAAACACCAAAAAAAAAAAACAACAAAAAAGACAAAGAUCUUCUUCUAUUGAAAACGACAGUAGAAAAAGACAAUAA
This is a messenger RNA of Gilbertella persicaria, 1482 nucleotides long. RefSeq lists its product as uncharacterized. The record is from RefSeq and is a predicted model, not a curated record. Lineage: Eukaryota; Fungi; Mucoromycota; Mucoromycetes; Mucorales; Choanephoraceae. The coding region runs from base 1 to 1482 and encodes 493 amino acids. The transcript has 6 exons.